This is a messenger RNA of Aspergillus niger, 1869 nucleotides long. RefSeq lists its product as uncharacterized. The coding region runs from base 1 to 1869 and encodes 622 amino acids. Lineage: Eukaryota; Fungi; Ascomycota; Eurotiomycetes; Eurotiales; Aspergillaceae. Gene Ontology annotation, molecular function: monooxygenase activity; flavin adenine dinucleotide binding. The transcript is spliced from 3 exons. The record is from RefSeq and is a predicted model, not a curated record.
AUGGCUGUCACCAUGCAUGAUUCUGUCCUGGACAGCAACAAGGCCAACAUGACCGGUUUCAAGGCCGAGGUCGUCGUUAAGAAGCUGGAAUGCCCUUCCCCAAAGCCUCCGGUUGACGACAACUUUAUGUAUGACUUCAAAUAUAAUCAUGUCUUACCAACUUCAGACGUUCUGGGGAUCGAAACUCCCAUGGACUGCGACGCCCAAAGGGAGGCCGAAGACAUCGCGGCGCGGCUGUCGCAGGCAAUGGGAGCUCGGGAUGCUCAGACAUUUGCUGAGAUGUUCCUUCCAUACGCAAUCCUCAAGGCUGCCACGGACCUUUUCACUCAAACGAAAGCCACCAAUUUCAAGUUCCUCACCCCGGCUCCCACGAUUUCCCGGCCCUAUCCGGACUUUGCUCAACUGCAAUUAGUUGUGUCCUUUGAGACUGAAGUCGUGGUUUCUUCAGCCGUGAUCAAUGCAGUCUUCACCCAGGAGGGGUGGAAGAUUUACACAAUGCACACCGUUGCAGAGAAGCUGAAACAGUUUCCCGAACUUCCUCCACCCGACGGGCAUAUGACGGGUCCCGUUAGCUGGGAAAAGCAAAGAACUGCGGAAAUCGAUGCUGCCAACCCUGAGAUACUGAUCAUUGGUGGCGGCCAGAAUGGUCUCGCACUAGCCGCCAGAUGCAAGGCACUUGGUAUGGAUAGUCUCAUAAUCGAGCGCAGCGAAGAAAUCGGCGAUGUCUGGAAGAAGCGUUAUGAGUACCUAUCACUUCACUUCCCCCACUGGGCUGAUGAUUUGCCUUACUUUCCAUACCCCAAGCUUUGGCCCACGUACACACCCGCCCAGAAGCAAGGAAUGUACAUGAAGUGGUAUGCGGAGGCCCUGGAAUUGAAUGUUUGGACCAAAUCGGAGGUCGUGAAGGCAGAGCAAGACGACCAGCAUAACUGGACGGUCGUGAUCAACAAAGAAGGUCAAGAAACCAGACAACUGCACCCCAAACAGGUCAUCAUGGCUACCUCCCUUUGCGGCGUCCCCAUGACCCCAGAAAUUCCUGGUAUGGCCGAUUUCAAGGCAGGUGUUAUCCGCCACUCAACGGCCCACGACAGUGCGCGUGAAUUUGUGGGUAAGAAGGUCUGUGUCGUUGGUACCUCAUCCUCUGGCUUCGAUACGGCCUUCGAUUGCUCCCGCCGGGGCAUCGAUGUUACACUCCUUCAACGGUCCCCGACCUACAUCAUGUCGCUGACCCACUCCGUCCCGCGCACGAUCGGUAACUAUGGUCCUGACGCCGAAGGCAACCGGCCUAGCCAUGAGGAACAAGACCGCCUUUUCUUUGCCACACCUACUGGACCUGGGGAAGAGCUCGCCAGACGUAAUGCCAAGGUGUUGGAAGACCUUGACCGGCCUCUUCUGGAUGCACUUCAUGCUCGCGGUCUCCGGACCUGGCGUGGUCAGCGCGGCACGGGCGGUUCCACCCUCGGCCAGACCCGGAACGGUGGCUUUUAUUUCGAUGCCGGUGCGUGUGAGCACAUCAUCAAUGGCAAGAUCAAGGUAGAGCCAGGGUACAUUGAGCGGUUCACGGAGGACAAGGUAAUCCUCAACGAUGGGCGUGAGCGCCAAUUCGACCUGAUCGUCUUCGCUACCGGCUUCUCCAACACGAUUGACUCGGUCCGUGCCACUCUAGGUGACAGGAUCGCCGACCAAUGCGGUCCUAUCUGGGGUAUUGAUGAGGAGGGCGAGUUCAAAACCGCGUACCGGGAGACUGGAGUGCCCAAUCUCUGGCUCAUGGUCGGCUAUCUCCCCUACACCCGCUUCCAUUCCAAACUGCUUGCUAUGCGUAUAAAGGCUCUGAUGGAAGGUAUAUCUCCGGCUCCAUACAAGGACUAG